Racocetra fulgida is the source of this 280-nucleotide messenger RNA. The record is from the annotation of a GenBank genome assembly. NCBI's taxonomy places the organism in Eukaryota, Fungi, Glomeromycota, Glomeromycetes, Diversisporales, Gigasporaceae.
GUCUAUAUUGAGAACCACACAAAAACCCACACUGAAACCCACACUGAAACCCACACUGAAACCCACACUGAAACCCACACUGAAAACUAUAUUGGACCUCAGAGACCACCCUCCUCAAAUUCUCAGCCUCAUUUUUAUCAUCAUGUUUCCCUUCCAGAACUUGAACAAGAAUUUAAUUACUUUCAAAUUCCAUUCACAUCUCAAGUUUCUGUCGCUCAAAAAGCUGCUGGUGAACUUUUAGAUUCAUUUGCUUAUGCAAUUGAAGAAGUUCUUUGUGCUA